Messenger RNA from Phytophthora sojae, 492 nucleotides. RefSeq lists its product as hypothetical. The record is from RefSeq and is a predicted model, not a curated record. Gene Ontology annotation, molecular function: protein serine/threonine kinase activity; ATP binding. NCBI's taxonomy places the organism in Eukaryota, Oomycota, Peronosporomycetes, Peronosporales, Peronosporaceae. Gene Ontology annotation, biological process: protein phosphorylation. The annotation marks the transcript as partial. Gene Ontology annotation, cellular component: cytoplasm. The transcript has a single exon.
ACGUUUGGGGAUGAAGUGCGUUUAUGGCAGCGGCUACGCCAUCCCAAUGUGAUCAAGAUGUAUGGCGCUUGUGUAGCUGCUCCGAAUCUACAGUUCUUCGUUUGCGAGUACGCCAGCCACGGCUCACUGCUGGAGUACGUGACAUCCCCCGGAGUGGACAAGCGAACGAUGUGGAAGUAUCUUUAUGAGGUGGCGCUAGGUCUUGAGUAUCUUCACGAGCGCGGGAUUGUUCACGGCGACCUUCGAUGCUGCAACGUACUAAUCGCCAGCGACGGCAAGGCCAAACUGUCGAAUUUCGGUUUGAGUGCCUCGACGAGCAGAUCCAGUGAGGUUUCCGCGGGUGCUGUUGGGCCGUUGCGCUGGCAGGCCCCUGAAGUACUGGAGGGGAGGACGCCCUCGUUUGAGUCGGAUGUCUACUCGUUGGGCAUGUGCGUUUUGGAAGCUACAACUGGGAAGGAGCCAUGGAGCCAGCAUAACGAUUCUAUGGUCAAA